Molecule: messenger RNA, 1917 nt
Organism: Diaporthe batatas
Lineage: Eukaryota; Fungi; Ascomycota; Sordariomycetes; Diaporthales; Diaporthaceae
Exons: 3
Coding region: 1-1917 (638 amino acids)
Molecular function (GO): oxidoreductase activity
Source: RefSeq, a predicted model, not a curated record
AUGGGUUCCCGUGAUGAUGGAGUCGCCACGGCCAGCGGCAAUGGCGUGCCAGACGCCGGCGCGAUUAUGGAAAAGUAUGCUCAUGAAGCCCAGAAACGAGUCCAAUACCGGCCCGAGGGCUUGGCGCAAUAUGCCGACCUGCGAAGGACCGAAUCAGGACGCUUCCACGCUCUCGCUGAGGAUCCGUGGGCGGAUCACGACGCCCUCAACGCGAGAGAGUCACCACUCAAGGACGGCGAAAAGGCGAACGUGGUCAUCCUGGGUGGUGGUCUCGGUGCACUUCUUGCUGCAGUCAGGCUUGUCCAACACGGGUUUGACGCCGGCGACAUUCGAUUCAUAGACUCGGCUGGUGGCUUUGGCGGUACUUGGUAUUGGAAUCGCUACCCAGGCCUGCAUUGUGAUGUAGAAUCGUACAUCUAUUUGCCAUUCCUAGAAGAGACAGGCUACAUGCCGAAGAAGAAAUACUCACCGGGACACGAGAUCUUGGAGUAUGCACAGAGGAUUGCGAAGCAUUGGGAUUUCACGGACAAGGGCCUCUUCAGGACCCAGGUGAACGACUUGAAAUGGAAUGAAGGUACCAAGAUGUGGUCAGUGAGCUUGACUGAGAACCGAGGACCCGGCGAGUCGCCUCGAAACCUGAAGGUAGAAGCACAGUACUUCAUCGUCGCAUCUGGCGUGCUGUCACGGCCACAGGUGCCCAAGGUGCCCGGGCUGGAGUCCUUCGUUGGAGAUAUGUUUCACACAUCACGCUGGGACUGGAACGUCACAGGGGGCACGCCUACUGACGAAAACAUGAGCAAGCUCAAGGACAAGAGGGUCGGCAUAAUCGGAACAGGCGCAACCGCGAUCCAGGUAGUACCCAGGCUCGCAAAAUAUGCCAAAGAGCUGUAUCGGGCCACAGACCCGGACGAGUGGAAGACGGAGAUCGCCGCUAAGGAGGGCUGGCAGGAAGAACGGAUGGUCAAUUUCACCUUGUACGUGUGCAGAAAUGAGGGCCGCGACGCGCUAAACCUGGUCGACGACGAGUGGACGAGGCUCGAUGCAUAUCACGCCCAGCUCGGGUCCACUCGCAAGCCACCCGUCGCGCCGACGCCCGAGGCCAUCGGGGCCCACAUCGCCGAGUUUGUGGGUCUGGACCUCCCUCAGGCGGAGGCGGCCCGCAAGAGAGUCGACGAUCUCGUCGAGGACAAGGAGACCGCGGCCAAGCUCAAGCCGUGGUACCCCUCGUGGUGCAAGCGCCCGACCUUCAGCGACGAAUACCUCCAGGCGUUCAACCUGCCCAACGUGCACCUCGUCGACACCGACGGGAAGGGCAUCGAGUCUGCCACCGAGAAUGCCGUGGCGUUCGGCGGCAAAGAGUAUCCGCUCGACGUGCUUGUCCUGUCCACGGGCUUCGUGUCUCCAUCUGCCGGGGGAGGAGACCCGGCCCUCCGAUCCGGGAUCCGUGUCUCGGGACGCAACGGUUUGGUCUUCCAGGACAAGUGGGAGGCCCGAGGGGCGACGACGCUGCACGGUAUCCUCAGCCAUGACUUCCCGAAUCUGUUCUUUCUCAGCCCCCUGCAGGCAGGCAGCGCUGCAAACAACGUCCACAUGCUGGAUGUACAAGCCAGGCAGAUAGGUUAUAUCCUGGGUCAGGCAAGGAACAGGAGGGCGGCGACCGUUGAGGCGUCGGCGGAGAGUGAGGAGGAAUGGAGCCUCAAGUGCUUGUCCGGGGCGGCGUGGUAUGCGCCCAUCUCGAUGUGUACGCCCGGGUACAUGACGAAUGAGGGUGAGAGCUUUGGCAAGCAGCUCGAACCUGCAGAGGCGAUGAAGAGGGGCCGAGGAUCGCCAUGGUCGGGGGGUUUGUUGAGCUACGCUGGGAUGCUGGCCGAGUGGAGGGAGAAGGGCGGUUUGGACGGAGUUGCCAUUGAGCAAUAA